UAUUGUUUUAAUGAAUUGUUUUUCAAUAAAUGCUUUUUGCUGUCACAAAAUUCCUCAGAUGACCUUUUCACUGUGGACAUUUGGGCUUCUAAUAAUCAGCCUCACGGGAGCUCACGAACUCAACCACUUUCCAGAAAACUUUGAGGUGGCAAAAAGGGAUGAAAAUUACACACUGACCUGCAAUUCAAAACCUGACGACAUCGUCACAUGGAAGCUGAAUGGCGAUCCACUGGAUGAUGACGAAAGUGUAGCGCUAAAUGGUCGAAACCUGACCGUAUUAGAUAUAGAUACACCAAGUUUGGGUAACUACAGCUGCUGGAGAGGUGAAGAGAUGCUAUCCUCAACCUAUCUGCUGCUGAAGGCUGAUGAAGAAGACACAAUUGAUUCUCUCAUUAACUGUCGGGCAAAGUCUUAUGACUGUAACUUCAACUGCACCUGGACAGGCAAUGGAUACACAGCAGUGCGUCUUGGACUGGGUCAUAACUGCAGUAAAAGUUCAAAGUCCUGCCAGUGGAUUAGUAGCAGUCGGCAGCUUGCAGAGGGGAAACUGCAGUUUGAGAUGUCUCACGACCUCUCACCCUACGCAGAGGAAAGCACCAUGCUUGAACUCACUGCUGAGGCUAUACGUGAUCUCUCCGUUUUCAGGACAUCCAAAAGAUUUUAUCUCAGAGACAUUGUUCAACCUGAUAGUCCCAAGAUUGUCAAGUGUGAGUUAGUGAACGAGGACGUGAAUGUGACCAUUGAUCCACCAUCCACCUGGUCAGCACCUUACAGCUUCUUCAGUCUGGAGCACCAAAUUGAAUAUGUGCUUAGAGAUGAUGGCCAAACUGGACAUUCAUCAUCUACUCUGAUACCGAAGAAAAUCAGCAAGCUCAGGGUUCGCUCCAGAGACUCACUGGUGCUCUCCAACUGGAGUCAGUGGACUCCCUGGAAAAAUGUAACCUACUGAUAUUAUCUGACUCCACCACUGUCAGCUUUUGCUCGUUAUCUCUUCUUACAAGUCUGCAAUGUCCUCUCGUGUCCCUGUGGUUUUUUGCCAUGUGUUCCUCCUGUUUCUACUUGGUUGUUUUGUCUUUACUUCAGAGGAUCUGUCCAACACACUUGUUAUUAAUGAUUUUACUUAUUAAGACACAAACUUUUAUUUAUUUAAAUGCUUAUUUAUAUUUAUACUUAUUUAUUUGAAAUUACACAUAUAGUAAGUAAAGUAAACACCAUUAUAGACCAAAAAUGCACUAUCAUUCCCCAAAUAAGUGGCUAGUAAGUACCAAAUUUUUGUGGGAGAGUCAAUGGAAACCUAAAUAUGUAUGUAGACACUAAACAUAUGUACACCUACUGUUAGCCUUCCAGCCCCAACUUAAAACACAGACGGGUGUGUGAUUCACUGUGAAAUUAUAUUUACCAGCAGUCAGCUGAGGUUUCAAGGGUUUCUAUAGUUUUGCUCAUUUAAGGACAUCAAGGUUAAGGAAAAUCUGCGUAGCACACAAUCUCAAACAUGAAUCAGAAGUUAAACUAGCCUUUGAAUAGGCUGAACUUUGAGCAAAUGGUCACACAUUUUUCUUUAUGUUCUUGUUACUUCUGUGCAAGUGAGU
Pelmatolapia mariae (spotted tilapia) is the source of this 1589-nucleotide messenger RNA. It is a transcript of the gene il12b2, whose product is annotated as interleukin 12B 2. Lineage: Eukaryota; Metazoa; Chordata; Actinopteri; Cichliformes; Cichlidae. The transcript is spliced from 6 exons. The record is from RefSeq and is a predicted model, not a curated record. The coding region runs from base 11 to 949 and encodes 312 amino acids. Gene Ontology annotation, molecular function: protein binding.